Molecule: messenger RNA, 1193 nt
Organism: Drosophila arizonae
Lineage: Eukaryota; Metazoa; Arthropoda; Insecta; Diptera; Drosophilidae
Product: neuroguidin
Biological process (GO): maturation of SSU-rRNA from tricistronic rRNA transcript (SSU-rRNA, 5.8S rRNA, LSU-rRNA)
Cellular component (GO): small-subunit processome; nucleolus
Source: RefSeq, a predicted model, not a curated record
AUGUGCCAGCCCCGCCCAGCAACAGCAACAAAAAACAACAAACAGGCUCAGGCACUGGAUUACGAUUGCGAGAUGCAGGGCCAGCAGGACAUACCGCAGGCCAUACAGCUGCUGGGCGAGAUGAACAGCAAUGUGAAGCAGGUGACGGAUCUGGUCGAGGGCAUGCUGCAGCGCGUCAAGCGGGGUGAGCUGAGCACAGAGUAUGGCCUGAGCUUUCUGGAGGUCAAAUAUCACAUGCUGCUCGACUAUUUGAUUAACCUGACGUAUGUGGUGCUGCGCAAGUGCUCCGGCGAGACCAUUGAGGGCGAUCCUUCCAUUGAGCGUCUGAUUGAGAUACGCACGGUGCUCGAGAAGAUACGGCCCAUCGACUAUAAGCUGCGCUAUCAGAUCGACAAGCUGGUGAAGACGGCGACCACAGGCGUGUCGAGCAGCACAGAUCCCAUACUCUACAAGCCAAAUCCGGAGGACAUGCUCAGUGCUGCAGGCGCUGAUGAUGAGGCGAACGAUGGCGAUGGGGCAGCCAGCGACAGUGACGAGGAGGAGGAGGACGAUGAGGAAGAAGGAGGAGGAGCUGCGAAAAAGCCACGCAAAGCGGCCACAGCUGGCAAAUCGGGCAUCUAUGUGCCGCCACGCAUCAAGCCCGUCUACUACGAUGGCGAUGAGCGCGAGGCAGACAAAGAGAAGAAGGCCCUGGAUCGUGCCAAGAAGCGGGCCAUCACCUCAUCGAUGCUGCAGGACUUGAAGGAGGAGUAUUUGGAUGCGCCCACAGAGCUGUCGUCGGGCUCGCGUGCCCAGCAACUGCUCUCGCAGGCGCAGAAGGAGAAGCAGGAGUACGAGGAGACCUACUUGAUGCGUCUGCCAGUGACUAAAGCCGAGAAGCAUCGUCAACGCAAGCUCACCACAUUGGGCACUCUGGGUGAUGAGAUACUGGGCGAGAUAAAUCGCGAGUCGGCGCUGCGUGGCGAUGGCUCAAGCAGAAAACGCAAGUUGGCCAAGACACGCGGCAAGGGCAAGAAACGUGGCGGCAAAAAGCGAAAGUUCCAUUAAUACAGCGACGCCCAAAUGGACUAAAGAAGUUUAUACGAUAUAUAACAGAGAAUAUUAUAUAUCCCUAGUGACAGUUUUCCAUUAACGAUAUUUUCUAUAAUUCUAUAAUUUGCUUUACGUUUUCAUUUAGUAUAAUUAAAGUACAU